Dioszegia hungarica is the source of this 549-nucleotide messenger RNA. RefSeq lists its product as uncharacterized. The transcript has a single exon. NCBI's taxonomy places the organism in Eukaryota, Fungi, Basidiomycota, Tremellomycetes, Tremellales, Bulleribasidiaceae. The record is from RefSeq and is a predicted model, not a curated record. The coding region runs from base 1 to 549 and encodes 182 amino acids.
AUGAGCACCUCCACCGAGCCCACGGCGACCAGCACCGCCCCCAUCACCGCCCCGGGCGCAACCACCUCCCCCACCUCUCCCAUCUCUCCCUCUACCACCCCCUCCAACCCCAUCCCGACUGCCACAUCUACCCAAUCCGACAAGCUCAUCGCUGUCGCAUGCUAUGCCCUUGAUCCCUCCUCCAAAUCCUACCGUAUCCGACCCGCGGUCGCCUCGUCCCUCUCCCCUCUGGCCAUUCUCGUCGCCACGCCAUCUACCGCCUCCUCUUCCACCCAGCCCGGCGUAGUCGCCUGCUUCAACGCGGCCACGGACCUCGUACAUCAUCUGGACGAGCAGCUCGCUCGGCCUCCCAACAUGGGCGAGACGCUCUCGGGAUUGUUUAGGCCAGCUAGUGCCGAGCUGGGCGGGAGGUUGAAGAAGCUGGGGGAGAAGGUCAAGUCCGGCAAGGAGAAGGUGCCGGUGGGUAAGGGCGGAGAGGAGUGGAGUGGCGACAGAAGGGUGGAGGCGAUUGAGUGGAAGGAGUUUGAAAAGAUCUUUGGGACAGAGUAG